AUGGCUCCCGUUUUAGAGAAGAAGCUACUGGGCGACACUCUGGAGAACAGCAACGAGGAUGAUGAAGGACAAAACCUCUGGUCUUCAAUCCUCAGCGAAGUUUCCACACGGUCCAGCUCUAAGUUGCCUUCUGGGAAAAAUAUACUGCUUUUUGGGGAGGAUGGUUCAGGAAAGACAACACUUAUGACAAAACUUCAAGGAGCCGAGCACAGUAAGACAGGUCGAGGGCUGGAGUACUUGUACCUGAACGUCCAGGAUGAAGACCGAGAGGAUUUGACUCGCUGUGGCGUGUGGAUCCUGGAUGGAGACUUGUACCACAAAGGUUUGCUGAAGUUCGCAGUGACUGCCGAGUCGCUGAAGGACAGUCUAGCGGUGUUCGUGGUGGACAUGUCACGGCCUUGGACCAUCAUGGAGUCGCUGCAGAAGUGGACGAGUGUGCUGCGUGAGCAUGUGGACAAACUCAAGAUCCCACCUGAGGAAAUGAAAGAGAUGGAGCAGAGGAUGGUUAAGGCCUUUCAGGAGUAUGUAGAGCCAGAGGAGUCACCCCAGAGACGAGCUCCAGCGGCCGGGGGAGAGGAUGAGGGUGUGCUGCUGCCCCUGGGAGACAACAUCCUCACACACAACCUGGGCAUUCCAGUGCUCAUGGUUUGCACAAAGUGUGAUGCUGUCAGUGUACUGGAGAAGGAGCACGACUACAAGGAGGAGCACUUUGACUUCAUUCAGUCACACAUCCGGCGGUUCUGUCUACAGUAUGGAGCUGGCUUGAUUUACACUUCGGUCAAAGAGGAAAAGAACAUGGACCUUCUCUACAAAUACAUGGUGCACAAAAUAUAUGACUUCCAGUUUACUACGCCUGCCUUAGUAGUGGAGAAGGACGCCGUGUUCAUUCCAUCCGGAUGGGACAAUGACAAGAAAAUUGCCAUCCUGCAUGAAAACUUCACAACGGUUCGACCUGAGGAUCCCUUUGAGGACUUUAUAACCAAACCUCCUGUACGAAAGUUGGUGCAUGACAAGGAAAUCAGUGCAGAGGAUGAGCAGGUCUUCCUCAUGAAGCAGCAGUCAUUGUUAGCCAAGCAGCCGGCCACACCAACAAGAGGAACAGAGUCUCCUGCCCGGACUGCGUCUGGUUCACCCCGACCGACAGGCCGGACAGGGCCCACCAAUGUGGCUAGCGUCUCCCCCAUGACUGCAGUGAAGAAACCAGACCCCAACAUGAAAGGAGCAGCAGCGAAUGAAGGAGUGCUGGCCAACUUCUUCAACAGUCUGCUGAGUAAAAAGACGGGUGUGCCGGGCAGUCCUGGGACACCAGGGGCGGCAGCAGGAGCAGCUGUACAGGGCUCUGCCAAGAAAACAGGGCAGAAGCCGGGUUUGACUGACGUUCAGGCAGAACUGGACCGAAUGACUGGUAAACCCGACUCGACGGUAACGGCCAACAACACCCCUGCGACAGAGAACGAGGCAUGAGAACGCCAACAGCAUUGUCCACUCUGGAAAUCAACAUCUAAUGACAUAAAGGAAAAAAAAAAAAGCUAUUCAUGACCAAAAUUCCCCCACCUUGUGCGUCAUCAGCAAACAGACCAUGGUUUACCAAACGUGUUGGGACUCUAUCCGAUGUUGUGGGGGAAAGAGAGAUGCAGCUGCUUUUCUUUGUUUUCAUUUCCAGAACCCUUUCUAUGUUUGUUAGUUUGCGGUGAUACAUUUUUGGUGUGGCGUAUGGCUGGUCAGGUAAUGGGUGCUCUCUCCUUAAGGAGGCAGUCAAACCUCUGAAGCGCGGGGCCUUGCUUAGCUUGGGGAACCUUCAACGGCACCCAUUCUCUUCCUCCUGACAAGAGCAGAAACACACCGCUGCAUUCAACGAGCAAUCAGCUACAACUCCUGCUAAAAUCCGAAAACAAUUAGAAAACAAGAAGUACUUGCAAAAGAUAUAUAGUGUGUACAAACAUAGUUACAUUUAUGCUGAUGUAUUUAUAACAAAGAAAGCAAAUCAAGCUUUUAUUUUCUGUCUGUGUUUUAUCAGUGAGACGUUAAGCUUCCCUUAACAUGGUUAACAUCACUGAUGUCAUGACACUAACGACAAACACCCAUUGGAUUUCAGCUGCCGCACCGUCUCUUUAAAUGAUGUAAAUAUGCGCUAAAUAUUUGCUAUACAAGCUUGGAUUUUGAUUUUGUAUAAAAUUGAAUUAUUUUAACAAUUUAUGAAGAACUGUUUCAGAUGAAAACAAGCAUUGGUGAGUAUCAGGCCGAACGUUUUUUUUUUCUUUUGGCUAUGUUUGGAUUUGGAGGAGAGGAGCAGGGCAGCAUCUUUAGUAUAACUCCCAAGUGCCUGUGUCAUAGUGGAGGUGCUCGUCUCCAAAAGAGGAAUUGCACUGUGGCAUCAACAGUCAAUGUCCUGCUUCGUGUAAUUUAUUUUUGGGUUAUUUUAUUUUGAAAAUGCAUUUCUGUGGUUAUUGCUUUUUUUUUUUGAUAAAAUUACACUUUUUGCUUACUUCAGUGGCCUAGAUAGUUUUUUUUUUUUUUCUUCUUCUUCUUUUUUUCUUGCUGGCAUAGGGAGCUCACCUUUCUUUUUUGUGAAUGUCAGCGUCCACAUAAAACAUGUUUCGCAUCUAAGCGGGACAUUUCGUCCCAAAUGUGGCUUAAACCACUAGCGCCAUUCUCAUGUGGCCAAGUGACAGACUGUUCGUCGUGUCUUUUCUCAGUCCUUACAAAUGAGAUCUCAGAUUGGUCUGCUAGCACUUCUUUUUACAUAUAUUUUGAGGACUGUGUAGUGAUUCGUAUGAAACAUUCCGGUUGUUCCGUGUGCCCUGCCUCAGUGCCCACAGGAAGUGAUGACUUCUUUGCCUUCAGUGUAGCGUUCACUGUUGUCACUCCAUAUGCUCCGUCUCUUCACUCAGGGGAGGUCGGAGUCCAUACAACAGCCUUGUCCGUCUUCACAGUACAUUACUCAGCUUUUUCGUCCACUACUGAUACUGUAUCAUAUUAUUGUUUCUAGCUAAAUGUUUUCAGAUUUUCUUUUUUUUGGAGUUAGUUUGUUUAGCUUGACAAAUCAUCCACAGAUAGAUGAGAGUUUUCGCUCUCUCUAAUGUUGCAGUGGAGAAACUGUUAAUUGAGCAGCUGAAGUGGCUUUUAAAUGAUCAUUACAUUUUCAGAUGAAGAAGGAAAAUGCAGAGAAUUGGAAUCUGGAACCAAAGAUGUAGAAUCCACGUGUAAUGUCAGGUUCGAGUAGCUGUCCUAAAUUCCUCCCAGGUGGCCGCUCUUGGCUAAGCCUGGAGAAGGCAUCAUUAAGAAACGGAUCCUCUGCUUACUGGCAGUCUGUGGUCAAUGUCAGAUACAUAUGAAUUAUUAUUUUUCACUAGACUUUUUGUAAGCUCUUUAAGGGAAUAGACCACAAGACAUGUCAGGUUUACUGUUGUUUUGCAUGAACUUGUGUUCGAAAUAUGAAAAGCAAGAUCUCAUACCAAACUAGAGAUAAGGAACUUGAAUGAAAUUUUCAUUGAUGCUGCAUAAUAUUGCUUAACGGUUUCCAUUUAUGAUGGGCAGGGCUAAAACAUUUGCUGAUAUUCAAGCACAACAUUAAGUCUGGGCUAUAUACCUCUUGUUUCAGUGGCUAAGGUGUUUCAUCUAUUCAGAUCGUGUAAGAACUUAAGAUGAAGCCUCGGAUCACAUCUAACGUUCUUACUGCUUUCAGAAGCACUCAUAUAACCUUAAACGCACUUAAGGAUUUCAUAUAACCUUAAACGCAUUUAAGGAUUUCAUAUAACCUUAAACGCACUUAAGGAUUUCAUUGCAUUCUCUGCAUUUGCCGUGUGAUUGAAAUCUCACUAAUAGCACUGAUGCAUUCCUGUGAACACAGCUUAUUGUCCUCCAUAAAAGACUGAGUUCAGGGUUCAAUAUUAUUUCAUGGCGUUGUAACUGUUUUACUGGAAAUGAAGAACUGUUAUUAGUUCAUCUUCGUAUAAUUGUCAAAAGCGACAUAUUGUCAGCUAAAUAUUUAGUUUUUUUCCACCUCCAAAAAGUUUGAUGGUUACCGAUUUCAAUAGCUUGGUGCAAAUGUAGCCAACGGAGUAAUAAAAUUGAAAAAACUGAGAUGCCUGAAGUACUUGAAAAAUCUUCCUAACUCAGAACCCAUCUGUUUUCCCAAAGGAGACACACAGUGGAUAAAAGGUCUAAAGGUGGCCACCAAAAGAAACGAGUUCACUUGGCUUCCGCUUUAUUGAUUUCUUUCCCUUGGUUGGGGAAGAUUGCAGUUAUAUAUAAUGACCAGCACAUUUUAUAUAUAUAUAUGUUUUAUUCAGACUAGGGUGGCAGUUGACCGCUUUGUUCUGUAUAAUCCUUCUAAUGUUCACUUACCCCUGCAAGAAAGAAAAUGGUGAGAAAAUGCUCUGGCUUCCAAAAUGAUCAAUACAGGAAUUGAAACACCUGUCUGUUCACACAAAGGACUGUGUUUGUGAGCUGUACCUUAAAGUGAGUCUGAUUGUAUGGCUUUAACUUGAUGCAGUAUGUAGCCAUGUGAAAUCUUGCUUUUAAAACAAACAAAGAUAAGGAAAUGUCUUUUUUUUUCAGUCCUGGCUUAAAUAAAAUACAAAUCCAGACUACA
Messenger RNA from Carassius auratus (goldfish), 4594 nucleotides. Its product is annotated as cytoplasmic dynein 1 light intermediate chain 2-like. Gene Ontology annotation, cellular component: centrosome; cytoplasmic dynein complex. Gene Ontology annotation, biological process: microtubule cytoskeleton organization; microtubule-based movement. The record is from RefSeq and is a predicted model, not a curated record. Gene Ontology annotation, molecular function: dynein heavy chain binding. NCBI's taxonomy places the organism in Eukaryota, Metazoa, Chordata, Actinopteri, Cypriniformes, Cyprinidae. The coding region runs from base 1 to 1464 and encodes 487 amino acids. The transcript has 13 exons.